CAAUCUUCAAUUCUUCACCACCAAUAAAAUAAUGGACUAGGAGCUGAAGAUAAGAAAACAUCUCCUUGAGCUGGAGAGACAAGGUUUUUCUCUUGCCUGGAAGCCAUGAGAGAGUCAUCUUCUUGAAGAAAUUGCCUGCAACUGAUUCCUGACUCAGGAGAAUUUCGUAGUUAAACCUGCCUCCGGGCAAGGUUUAAUUUCCUUUCCUCUCCUCCUCCUCCUCCUCCUCCGUCCUGUGUAAGUUUCCGGAAUGACAAGGAGCCCAGGAUGCAGGAAAUUGUGGCUGUGAGUGGCACAACUGGUAAGAAUCUUGAGAUGUCUGUUCGUCCGGGAGGAGGACCAAUGGAGAAGAAAGGGACCAUCUUGAUGCAAAGGUACGAGAUGGGGCGGCUGCUAGGCCAAGGGACCUUCGCCAAAGUCUACCACGCGAGGAACAUCCGAUCUGGCCAGAGCGUUGCAAUCAAGGUGAUUGACAAGGAGAAGGUGCUGAAGGUCGGGUUGAUGGAACAGAUCAAGCGAGAAAUCUCUGUGAUGCACCUGGUUCAUCACCCAAAUGUUGUUCAGCUCUACGAGGUCUUGGCCAGCAAGAGCAAGAUCUAUUUUGCCAUGGAGUACGUGAGGGGUGGGGAGCUUUUCAACAAGGUAUCCAAAGGGAAGCUCAAGGAAGACGCCGCACGGAAGUAUUUCCAGCAAUUGAUCGGAGCCAUCGACUACUGCCAUAGCCGAGGGGUCUACCACCGCGACCUCAAGCCAGAAAACCUCCUCCUCGACGAGAAUGGCAAUCUCAAGGUCUCAGACUUCGGCCUGAGCGCGCUGUGGGAGUCCAGGAGGCAAGACGGUCUGCUCCACACUACGUGUGGAACGCCGGCCUACGUCGCACCGGAAGUCAUCAGCAAGAAAGGCUACGACGGGGCCAAGUCGGAUAUCUGGUCUUGUGGGGUUGUUCUGUUCGUCCUACUGGCAGGAUAUCUCCCUUUCCAUGACUCCAACCUCAUGGAGAUGUACAGGAAGAUAAGCAGAGGAGACUUCAGGUGUCCUCAGUGGAUCUCGCCGGAGGCUCGCAAGCUUCUCUCCAGGUUGCUGGAUCCUAAUCCAAGCACACGGAUCACCCUGGCUAAGGUCAUGGAGAACUCAUGGUUCAGGAAGGGAUUCAGACCCUUUCAGGCUCCACCAGUUGAAGAAGAUGUUCCAGCAAUCGACAGGGAUAUCAAGAAAGCCUUUGAGUCCAAUCCAGAUGACUGUUCCAAAGAGAAAUCCGAGGGAACAAGCUCCAUGAAACCGACCUGCAUGAAUGCAUUUGAUAUCAUCUCCUUGUCGUCGGGAUUCAACCUAUCUGGUCUGUUUCAACAAAGCGAGCACAAGCAGGAGGCUCGGUUCACAACAACAAAGCCGGCAUCGGCAAUCGUAUCCAAGUUCGAGGAGAUCGCGAAGAUGGAGAGGUUUAAGGUGAAGAAGAAAGACGGGAUGGUGAAGCUGGAAGGAAGCAAGGAAGGGAGGAAGGGGCACCUGGCCAUUAAUGCAGAGAUCUUUGAGGUUACACCUUCAUUUUACAUGGUGGAGGUGAAGAAAGCGUCUGGGGAUACACUGGAGUAUCAGAAAUUCUGCAACCAGGAGCUGAGACCUUCGCUCAAAGAUAUCGUGUGGACAUGGCAAGGGGUAGAUCAGCAGCAGGUGUAGUAGCAACGCGUUUAGCCUUUGUUAGUUGCGGAUUAGAAAUAGGCUGGUUGCUCUGCUCUGCUGAGUUUCUUUUUGUUUUGAAUUACUUAUUUCCCCGGUUAAUUUUGUUGUUAUAAUGUUGUUUUGUUUUCCUUCUUUUGAUUAAGCACACUUUCUCCUACAUGUACAGCGGGAGAUUGGUAUAUACUUAAGAUGUUUGAUUUCCAGCUUUGGGAACAGCCUGUGAAUGUGAGUGGCUGUUUUUAUUUUUUUACGUGGUAAUAACAAAAUACAGCUUUUUGUCUAUAUAUAAUUUGGUCUGUAAUUCACUUA
Nelumbo nucifera (sacred lotus) is the source of this 1989-nucleotide messenger RNA. RefSeq names its product CBL-interacting protein kinase 5-like. The record is from RefSeq and is a predicted model, not a curated record. Gene Ontology annotation, biological process: signal transduction; protein phosphorylation. NCBI's taxonomy places the organism in Eukaryota, Viridiplantae, Streptophyta, Magnoliopsida, Proteales, Nelumbonaceae. Gene Ontology annotation, molecular function: ATP binding; protein serine/threonine kinase activity.